Knipowitschia caucasica is the source of this 627-nucleotide messenger RNA. NCBI's taxonomy places the organism in Eukaryota, Metazoa, Chordata, Actinopteri, Gobiiformes, Gobiidae. The record is from the annotation of a GenBank genome assembly.
AUGAGCUACGGCAGGCCUCCCCCGGACGUGGAGGGCAUGACCUCGCUUAAAGUGGAUAAUCUCACAUACCGGACCCUACCGGAGAAUCUACGCCGAGUGUUCGAGAAAUACGGCCGCGUCGGAGAUGUGUACAUCCCCCGGGACCGCUACACGAAGGAGAGCCGUGGCUUCGCCUUCGUUCGCUUCUUCGACAAACGGGACGCGGAAGACGCCAUGGAUGCUAUGGACGGGGCUCUACUGGACGGACGCGAACUCCGGGUGCAGAUGGCCCGCUACGGGAGGCCGCCAGAUCCCAUGUACAGCCGCGGGAGCAGAGGAUCAGCUCCCCGGAGGUACGGAGGAGGCUACGGCCGCAGGAGCAGGAGCCGCUCUGACUCCAGAGGCCGACGCAGACGCAGCCGGUCACACUCACGCAGUCGUUCCCGAUCGCGCCGCUACAGCCGCUCCAGGUCCCGCUCCUACUCUCGCUCCAAGUCCAGUCGACACAAAGUCUUAAUCGCUGUCAGAGAGCUCGCCGGAUCGCAGACAUCGCCAGUAAAACCCUCGCCAGGCGACCAGACUGAAAGGCCCAGAGUUGGUGCAGUUGUAGCAGUAGCAGAUUUGGUGAUUUUUGCAGUUUGGUGGUGA